GUUUCUCACCUAAAAAAUGCUAUGUUGUGUCCUAUGCUUAUUGAGAAUGCAGCAUCUGGAUGUAUUUUAUCUUGCAGUAUGAUUGUUGUUAUACACUUAAAAAAAUUUGCAGUAUGUUUUUUCCAACAAGCUUUAAGGAGUAACGAAAUUAUUUUGUUGCAUGUUUUAGUUUUAGUAAAGAAAACAAUUCACUGGAUGCAAAUUGGAUAUAUAUAGUAUUUAUGUGGUGCUUUAGGAAAUGUGGAUUGUUUUUACAUAAAAAAUCAACGUCAAGCAUUUCAAUAAAAACAAGAUCAUAUUUGCAGGGCAUCCAAGUACAAUUAUAUUUCAUUAGAAAGCAAAGCACAAAAUUACCUCCAAGUCCUCCUCCUGAGGGGUUAUGUUGUGGAAGUGGUUGUGACAGGUGUGUAUGGGUAAUAUAUGCAGAAGAGUUAGCGACUUAUUAUAACGAUGGAGGAGAAAAAGCUUUUGAAGCUUUAAAACUUGUCCCUGAUUCAAACGUUCGAGAAUUUCUUAAAAUGGAUCUCAAAUUAAGACUGAAAAAAUUUAAGAGGGAUUAGUCAUAACACAUUUGCAAUGUCAAACCGUUGUCAUUAGGGAAAGUUAUGGUCAUUUUAGCACCAAAAAUUACCUGCACAGUUCUGUUUUAUUUAAUCUAUUUUAUAUUUAUUAUUGUUUUAAUUGUAUAUUUAUUAAUUUUAGAAUAUGUUUUUGAUUGUUAACUGAUUGUUUUAUACAUAUAUAUUUUAAGUUUUGUAAUGCUUGUAAAUAAUGUUAAAAAGUA
Messenger RNA from Hydractinia symbiolongicarpus, 784 nucleotides. Its product is annotated as oxidoreductase-like domain-containing protein 1. Gene Ontology annotation, cellular component: mitochondrion. Bases 222 to 560 code for a protein of 112 amino acids. The record is from RefSeq and is a predicted model, not a curated record. NCBI's taxonomy places the organism in Eukaryota, Metazoa, Cnidaria, Hydrozoa, Anthoathecata, Hydractiniidae. The transcript has a single exon.